AUGGAGUCCUCCUUGUCUUCCUCCGCAGUGGGUUUGGGCUCGGUCGACCCUCAGCUGCAGCAUUUCACCGAGGUAGAGACUCAGAAGCAGCGCUUCCAGCAGCUGGUGCACCAGAUGACGGAACUUUGUUGGGAAAAGUGCAUGGACAAGCCUGAGCCAAAGUUGGACAGUCGGGCUGAGGCCUGUUUCGUGAACUGCGUUGAGUGCUUCAUUGAUACAAGCCAAUUCAUCUUGAAUCGACUGGAACAGACCCAGAAAUCCAAGGCAGUCUUCUCAGAAAGCCUUUCUGACUGACUUGAGUAUGACCUCUUUGGAAAAGGAAGGUAGU
Messenger RNA from Globicephala melas (long-finned pilot whale), 328 nucleotides. Lineage: Eukaryota; Metazoa; Chordata; Mammalia; Artiodactyla; Delphinidae. The record is from RefSeq and is a predicted model, not a curated record.